ACGAAAACGAGGCUCUGAGCCUGGUUGAAUGUUUAUGUCAGCCAUUGUCAACGGAUAGCCCCCGUCAGCAGAAGUUGAGUUCAGCAAUCGUUGUUCAUCUUGUUGACUGGUGCAUGUUGCGCCGUCAGACUGAUAUAGAAGUGUUCAGGAUUGGUUUUUCUAAGUGUUUUGCUGCAUAUUUUCCACGUUGUGUACAUUUGUAUGUGAACAGCUAGUUGCAAAGUGACGCAAGUAAAACCGGUUCUGAAAUCGAAGUCAAGAUGGCUUGUGGAGCAACACUAAAACGAACCUUGGAGUUCGACCCUCUUCACAGUCCUUCACAGCCAGGUCCCAUCAAAAGAAGGAGAUGCAUGCCAUUGACUAUGGCACAGACUACACCGCCAACCAAACUUCAUCAACUGACGCCAUCGCCAUUUUCAGAAGUUACCCCAAAACUAACAAAAGAGGAAAUUGCUGCUAGAAUUGGAUCCGAACUGAAGAGGAUGCAGAGGAGGAGACAGUUGUUCUAUCCAACAUCCAGCAGUCCACCCCCGUCUGUCAACGCAAUAUCUAUCGACCGACAGAGCCCCCCGCCCUCACAGGAUAUAUUGGCACACAACGCCAUCUCAGUGGACAGCUUUCCUUCCUCAUCCCCUCACUCCUCUACUGGCACAUGUUCCCCCAAACAGAGGGAUGUCCCGUUGUUCACGUUCAAACAGGUGACCAUGAUCUGCGAAAGGAUGUGUCAGGAGCAAGAAGAAAAGAUCAGAGAGAAUUACGACAAGGUUCUGAAUAACAAACUAUCAGAACAAUAUGAAGCCUUUCUGAAGUUCAACCACGACCAGUUACAAAAGCGCUUCGGCAAUGCUCCCAUGAGUUAUGUAUCAUAAAACAGUGUUGGAGCUGUGUGGAUGCAAGUAGAGGCCGAGUGAGCUGCGACGACGUGAACGAAUGAGUGUCUCAACGCGUGUGCUGCUGCUGCUGUUAGGUUUUGGCUGUUUGGUUGAUUUGUUGGUUUUUUUAACACUUGUACAUUGUUCCUUGUGGGACUUGGUCAAGAAUUGUAGUUCCUAUGUUUGAUUC
Molecule: messenger RNA, 1062 nt
Organism: Aplysia californica (California sea hare)
Lineage: Eukaryota; Metazoa; Mollusca; Gastropoda; Aplysiida; Aplysiidae
Product: akirin-2
Exons: 4
Coding region: 261-869 (202 amino acids)
Biological process (GO): positive regulation of innate immune response; positive regulation of transcription by RNA polymerase II
Cellular component (GO): nucleus; chromatin
Molecular function (GO): transcription coregulator activity
Source: RefSeq, a predicted model, not a curated record